Cornus florida is the source of this 585-nucleotide messenger RNA. RefSeq names its product mediator of RNA polymerase II transcription subunit 4-like. Gene Ontology annotation, molecular function: transcription coregulator activity. Gene Ontology annotation, biological process: regulation of transcription by RNA polymerase II. Bases 1 to 585 code for a protein of 194 amino acids. The transcript is spliced from 2 exons. NCBI's taxonomy places the organism in Eukaryota, Viridiplantae, Streptophyta, Magnoliopsida, Cornales, Cornaceae. The record is from RefSeq and is a predicted model, not a curated record. Gene Ontology annotation, cellular component: mediator complex; core mediator complex.
AUGGCAUCGAGAGUGUUGGAAGUUUCGCCCAAUUGCCUUCCUUCAUUCCAUGGCUCGCUUGUAUCUUCCCAGACACAAACUCCACCUCUCUUCACAUCCCUUCAAACUCAGCUCUUUGAAGCUGUUAAAGAAAUUCUUGAUGCUAAGCAGAAAUUCUCUCGUGAUUCUGCAAUUCUUGCCGCCUUUGCCAACAAACUGAGAGAAGCCGAGAGGUUUGUCCGUGGUGCACUGCCACCCUCCCCACAAGAGGAGCAAUUGCGUGCUUCUCAGUUAUAUAGUUUCUCUGACCUUGAUGUCGGUUUACCUAAAACCAAGGAGAAAACAUUAAUUGAACCAUUCAUCAAAGCUCCAACUGCACAAUCCAAUCCACUUGCCAAUCUUCAGCUUCCAUCUGGUGAAUUGCCAACCACUUUUCCAUUGCCAUUGCCAUUGCCUAUUCCUGGUGGUAGAAUGGAAGAUGAACCACCACUACCAUCCAAAGUUUUACCUCCGAUACGGGUUCGGCAUGUCCAGCUUGACAUUGAUGACGACAGUAGUAGUGACUAUAGUAGUAGUGAUGUGGGAAGCUCUGAUGAUGAAGAUUGA